This is a messenger RNA of Wallemia mellicola CBS 633.66, 1150 nucleotides long. RefSeq lists its product as hypothetical. The record is from RefSeq and is a predicted model, not a curated record. NCBI's taxonomy places the organism in Eukaryota, Fungi, Basidiomycota, Wallemiomycetes, Wallemiales, Wallemiaceae. The coding region runs from base 34 to 912 and encodes 292 amino acids. The transcript has 5 exons.
ACUUCAUGACAAUCAAGCUUUAAGGAGUUUAGAAUGGGCGGUGCUAAAAGAAUAAAGACAAGAUUAGCAGAACCUUCAUAUAAAUAUGGUAGAGACAUACAACCACACUAUUUCACUUCCUCACACUUCGUUAUUAACUUCAUAUCUGACAUUGACGAAUUAAUAAACACAUACAAAAAUGAGAGACAAACAUCUGAAUUGGAUACAUUUAGCUUAUUUAUGAAAUGUUAUACUCGACUACGUUGGAGAAAUGUACACUUUAUUCACCUACACGCUCACAUUCGUAUUGGAUUUUAUCAAUCAAUUUUCAGGCUCUUAUUUGAGUUAUUUAAAGAACGUAAAGAGGAUUUUGACUCUAUAACUACGAUAUUACUCUUCAGCUAUGUCAUUUAUUCAACGCAACCAGAUGAUGAACAGCUAUUUAGAACGACUCAUAUACAGAUUGAGGUUGACACAUUGGAUGUGGUUUAUCAAACUCUUAACCAAUUAGAUGAUGCAGACUUACUCAAAUGGGCAAUAAAUCAACUUAAAUUCUCAAUUCACCCAUCGCAAUCAUUAUUACCACGGAUUAUACCCUCCUCAGAAGUCAAAAGAGUUAUACCAACGACAGAAAGAUCUGAACAGGUCAUUGAGAAACUUUUAGAUACCCAUGCGAGAUUAUACAGCUUAGAGAAGCGUUUAGAUCUAGUGAAGCAGGGUAAGUUUGAUGAAAUUAUGCUAGGUGAACAAUUAUUAGAGAGUGAUAUCACUGAAUUCGCUCAAAUUGAAGGUAUAAGUCAAUUUAACUUAUCUAAUGAGGACGAUAUAGACAAACUCAGACGAGUGCGAGCUUCUACGAUAAACAAACUAGUAGAUAUUGAAUCUGAAGCCCAUAAUCUAGGACUAGAUAGUAUGAAAAGUUUAAAUUUAUGAUGAUUCUACUUCCUUUUCUUGUAUUUUAUAACCUUUUACUCUAUGAUCUUUAAGCAUAUCGACGUAUCUAUUACUAAGCUGCUGACAGUUUGCGUAGUGAUUAACGCCUUCAUAUUGAUGGCAUUUUUGUAAUUCCUGUUUAACUAAUCUUAACUCCAUAGCGCUAACCCAGCUUUCUCUAAUGUGAUUAUCUUGAGCGUCUUUGAGUGCUUGUAAAUCCUCAAUCGAUGACAUUUUU